AUGGCCAAGACAAACGAAGAUCUCCUUCGACGGCCACUAUAUCUCUAUGAUCUGCCCGCCAACGUCCUGGACACAUUAGUCCUCAAGGAUGAUGCCGAUGCUGAAGACAUUGCUGCCGCUGAAUCUGCUGCUUCCUCUCUCACUGAGAGUUCCUCUGAUAGCAACCUCGUCGGAACCCAAGCUUGUUCUCUGUGUGGUCUCACAUUCACAACAGUGAUUGAUCAGCGAGGUCAUCUCAAAUCCGACUUGCACCACUACAACCUCAAGCAAAAGUUGCGUGGACAAAAGCCUGUGUCGGAAGCCGAAUUCGAAAAGUUGGUUGGAAACCUAGACGAAUCAUUAUCAGGCUCUGAUUCAGAGGAGUCAGACGAGGAGGAGGAUGGCCGACAAGAGUCGACCCUUACCACACUCUUAAAAAAGCAAGCGAGGUUGACCGAAAAGGCAGGCGAUUAUGAUGAGGACGAAACUGCCGGUAGAGCAGGUCGCGGCAAACCUCCUCUCAUCUGGUUCAGCUCUCCUUUGUUGCCUGAGAAGAACUAUUUUGGAAUGUACCGCGCCAUUCUCACGGGCGACGAGCAACGGAACCAAGACCUGGUCGAAGUGUUGAAGAAGAAGCAGGUAGAGCCCAUCUCAAUGCCCAAGAUUAAGGAGGGCGCCUUGCCAGAAGUUGCCUACAAGGGACCUCAUAUCUUCCUAUGCAUGAUAGGGGGUGGCCACUUUGCAGCCAUGGUCGUCUCUCUCGCUCCUCGACCCAACAAGAACGGUACGACCAUGAACCGAGAGGCCACAGUGCUGGCCCACAAGACUUUCCAUCGAUACACCACACGACGAAAGCAGGGUGGUUCGCAAUCAGCCAACGACAACGCCAAAGGAGCUGCCCACUCUGCUGGUUCGAGUUUGCGUCGAUACAAUGAACAGGCUUUGGUGGAGGAUGUGCGGAAUCUCCUCCAGGAAUGGAAGGCUCUUAUCGACACUUCAGAGCUGCUGUUCAUCCGGGCGACAGGCAUGACAAACCGGAGAACCCUGUUCGGCCCUUACGAGGGUCAAGUAUUGAAGCACAACGACACUCGUCUUCGAGGCUUUCCCUUCAGCACGCGGCGAGCGACGCAAAAUGAGCUCAUGCGAUCCUUUAUCGAGUUGACGCGACUCAAGGUCCGUGAGAUCAUUCCUGUGGAGGAGACCAAGAAGGAGGCAGAUGUUGUCCCAAAGACAAGUACGAAGCCUUCAAAGCCCAAGUUGUCGGAAGAGGAGGAGACGGCGCUGCUCCACACAUCUCAGCUGCAAGCUUUUGUGCGAAGGUCAAAGGUGCCGGCUCUUCUCUCAUAUCUCAAGAACAACAACAUCACGGCCGACUUUGAGUUCCAGCCCGUGGAGCAGAAUCAUCAUGCCCCACGACCACUUCACCUCGCUGCUGCUCAGAAUGCCGCACCAUUAGUACUCGGUCUUCUUGUUCGUGGGGGUGCAGAUCCUACCAUCAAGAACAACGAGGGCAAGACACCUUUCGAGCUUGCUGGUGAACGGUCAACGCGCGAUGCUUUCCGCGUGGCCCGCUCUGAACUCGGCGAGGCUAAAUGUGCUUGGGAUGAUGCCAAAGUACCGCCCGCCAUGACGAAAGCUGAAGCCGACAAGCGUGAUGAGAGAGAAAAGAAGGAGGCCGGUGAUAAAGAAGCUGAGCGCCGAAAGGCCGAGGAGGAAAGGUUACAGAGUGAAGGGCCCAAGGUGCCGGAGGGGCGCAAACAAAAGGGAAAUAUCUUGGCAGCGGGUCUCAAGCAAACGCCCCAGGAGAAGAGAGAAGCAGAGGCAAGGGGUCUAACGCCAGAAAUGAGGAUGCGCCUCGAACGGGAAAGACGGGCACGCGCUGCGGAGGAGAGGCUGCGGAAGAUGCAGAGCGGUGGAUGA
Molecule: messenger RNA, 1899 nt
Organism: Fusarium pseudograminearum CS3096
Lineage: Eukaryota; Fungi; Ascomycota; Sordariomycetes; Hypocreales; Nectriaceae
Exons: 2
Coding region: 1-1899 (632 amino acids)
Molecular function (GO): protein binding
Source: RefSeq, a predicted model, not a curated record